AUAUUUUGUGCUUCUGCCCCUUUGAAUCUUGAGUGGCGCUCAAGACACUUAAAAUCGCACUUGGGAUCCAAAAUAUUUACUUAUUCAAUGUAUACUAUUUAAUUACGACCUUGAUAUACGUGUUCAUAAAUCGGGAUUGCACUAUCAGCUUUAUUUUCGCUCAAAUACUCUUCGAGGCUGCAACAGAAAUCUGACUUAAAAAAUGGAGGCCCUUUCUCAGAGCUUGCAGCCCUAUAAAGAGUUAGUGGGUUCAGUGGCCAGUUAUGUGACAAUAGCGCAGUUUUUUUCUGGCGCUUUUGUCUGCAAGGAUAUUUACAAGAAAGGAUCCACACAAGGAUGUAGUCCCAUGCCGUUUAUCGGAGGUGUUACUAUCGCUAUUUUGAUGUUAAAAUAUGGUUUGCUUGUAAAUGAUUCUGCAAUGAUAACAGUGAAUGUUGCUGCGAUAUUUCUAAAUUCCAUAUAUUCGCUCUUUUUCUACAAAUAUGCGGCUGAUAAGUAUGAGGAGGUGCUUAAACCGGUCGCUUAUGGAGUGGCAACGUUGGCAGUUUUCCUCGGAUAUGCACAACUGGAAAAUCCGGAAAACCUGGAGUACCGAUUUGGGCUAGUUUUGACCCUGUUAAUGCUUGCUUUGAUUGGGGCUCCAUUGCUAGAUGUGAAAAACAUGAUUGCAAAUCAGGAUGCGUCUUCCAUUCCUUUGCCCAUUACUCUAAUGGGAGCCAUUGUAACAUUCCUCUGGUUAAUCUAUGGAAUUAUUUUGCUCAAUGUGUUCAUGAUUAUCCAAAACUGUAUCGGCUUUAUUUUGUGCAUAGUGCAACUCGGGUUGCUGUUCAAAUACCCUGGACGCAUUUCCUCUAGUGGCGGUCAAAGUAAGAAGACGGAACCCGCUAAAAAAGAGCAAUAGCCUUAGUUUGGGUGGUCUUUUUACAUUUCCUUUUCAUUCCAGGUUAACGAAACCCUUAUCGAAGACAUAUAGAUUAUAACAUAUUUUUUAAUGUGCAAGAUGACUUUAAAUUUUCAGUUCUCUUGUUGGAUCUUUGUUAAAAGUCCAGCAACAAGUGGAGUAGCUAAAAUGUGCCUAGAGACAAAUUUUAUAUUUGAUGAAUAUAUUUAUGAUUGUUAAAAAAACUAUCGAGCUGCGUACAUUUCCAAUGUAUUUGCUUAUAUUUUUAAUAUAAUGUAUGUUAAAUAUUCAGCAAGAGUCACUUUCUUUAGCCCCUUGGUUGCAUCCGAUAAAAAGGCAAGUUACAAGUUUAUAUUUUCGGGAUUUUUAUACAUUCGGCUGUUGUCUGCGAUUCAAAGCCAGCUAAUUGCAGGUGAAACCUAAACAAUGAACCCGCAUUUGUCAUUGUUUCCAUGAUUCACAAAAGACGUUUUUGACAAAAAAAAUCGCUUCAAAAUUACUGUAAAAAUGCUGCGGCCUCCGUACAACUCCAAGUACCCCCAAAAAGUGUUAAUUCCCCCGGGAACAUUCACUACAGAUGAAAACACCAUCCUGGAUGUUCCUGGCGAGGAUGAAGAAGUGUUUGUUGCGAGCAAACCGAGAGGCCAGCGUCCUGCUGUUACAUCAAAAGUUAGGUCUGCGUCAUCAACUCACUCUCGCUCAGUCCCUGAGCGGCCUCAUACUCAACACUCUUUAGUUUCAGUUGGGCCAGAACCAGCUGAGCUGGAGACGAGGGAGCAAGAAAAUUUCGAGGAAGAUUUGCUAAACUUUCAAACGGCCAGAAGAAAACUAUUUUACGAUGUCCUCACCUUGCAGGUAACUAAGUUAAAAAAAGGCGUCAAACCUCACUUGGCCAAGAAAUAAAGCAGAAGGUGCUACGCAAAUGUUGCUUCAAUGUACUAAAUAUAAAGCUCUUUCAUCUGUUCAUUCGCAAAAAUAAAAUAAUUUAAGGAAA
This is a messenger RNA of Dendroctonus ponderosae (mountain pine beetle), 1895 nucleotides long. RefSeq names its product sugar transporter SWEET1. Gene Ontology annotation, biological process: carbohydrate transport. Gene Ontology annotation, cellular component: membrane. Gene Ontology annotation, molecular function: sugar transmembrane transporter activity. The transcript is spliced from 9 exons. Bases 203 to 901 code for a protein of 232 amino acids. Lineage: Eukaryota; Metazoa; Arthropoda; Insecta; Coleoptera; Curculionidae. The record is from RefSeq and is a predicted model, not a curated record.